GAAGAGCCUGAGGCUGGAGUGCUUCACAGUACUCCCAGCUUUAAACUCAGCCUGCCCUCUGGGCUUCCCACCCCCCUCUGGUCCCUCUCGCGCUGCAAAGACCUGCCCCGGUGGGGGUUUGGACUACAUCUCCCGGCGUGCCUGGCAGAGUGGUGGACUGUGUGUGCGUCGUCUGCACCAGUUGCCAGUGACAAUGCAGAGAGCUGUGCGCAUGGGGGCCUCUCUGGGCUUUCGCCUGCAGGCACUCCCUUUGGCCCUGGGUCGCUCUUUCAGUUGUUCACAGGACGUGCUCCACAGAACUCCACUCUAUGACUUCCACUUGGCCCAUGGAGGGAAAAUGGUGGCCUUUGCGGGGUGGAGUCUGCCUGUGCAGUACCGAGACAGUCACGUUGAGUCGCACAUGCAUACACGCCGCCACUGCUCGCUCUUUGACGUGUCCCACAUGCUGCAGACUAAAAUAUUUGGCUGUGACCGGGUGAAGCUGUUGGAGAGUCUAGUGGUUGGAGACAUUGCUGAAUUAAGGCCAAAUCAGGGAACACUGUCACUCUUUACCAACGAAGCUGGAGGUAUCUUAGAUGACUUGAUUGUGACCAAUACUUCUGAGGGACACCUAUAUGUAGUGUCCAACGCUGGCUGCUGGGACAAGGACUUGGCACUCAUGCAGGACAAGGUCAAGGAGUUUCAGAACAGGGGCAGUGAUGUGGGCCUGGAGGUGAUAGAUAAUGCUCUAUUAGCCCUGCAAGGACCCACUGCAGCCCAAGUACUGCAGGCUGGUGUAGCAGAUGACUUGAGGAAACUGCCCUUCAUGACCAGUGCUGUGAUGGAGGUGUUUGGUGUGUCUGGCUGUCGUGUGACCCGCUGUGGAUACACAGGAGAGGAUGGUGUGGAGAUCUCAGUGCCAACUUCUGAGGCAGUCCACCUGGCAACUGCUCUGCUGGAAAACCCUGAGGUGAAGCUGGCAGGGUUGGCAGCCCGGGACAGCCUGCGCCUCGAGGCAGGACUCUGCUUAUAUGGGAAUGACAUUGACGAGCACACCACACCCGUGGAGGGCAGCCUUGGCUGGACACUGGGAAAGCGCCGCCGAGCUAUUAUGGACUUCCCAGGAGCCAAAGUCAUUGUUCCACAGCUGAAGGGCGAGGUGCAGCGAAGACGUGUAGGGUUGAUAUGUGAGGGGGCCCCAAUGCGGGCACACAGUCCCAUCCUGAGCAUGGAAGGCACCAUGAUUGGUACUGUGACCAGUGGCUGCCCUUCGCCCUGCCUGAAGAAGAAUGUGGCAAUGGGUUAUGUGCCAUCCAAGUACAGCCGGCCAGGGACACAGCUGCUGGUGGAGGUGCGCAAAAAGCAGCAGAUGACUAUGGUUAGCAAAAUGCCCUUUGUGCCCACAAACUAUUAUACUCUCAAGUGAGGAUGGCCUGUGGCCCCCAGAAGUCUCACCUUUAAUGCUGUUCUAUAGAUUUUAGUCAGAACAGUGAAACAGAACCGGUGAUGGAGAGCUAAUUGGACCUUUGCACUGAGCUGGUUGAGGGGCCAGCUUGUCUAUCCUUUGCCCAACACAUUCCAACUUCAGGACCCCACUUCCCAAUGACAGAUUAGCUUAUCCAGUGUGCUGUUUAGUCCACAAUCUCACUGACCCACUCUGCUAGGUGCUGGCUUGGAGCAAAGGCUUCAUCUUUGUGGGGAAGGUAACAACUGUCCAGGCUAUCGUAGCACAGUUUCCCAAAGGGUUGUUACUAUGGGCAGGGUGGGCCUAGGCCACCUCCUCUGCUUUGCUCCCCACGAGUUCAUACUGUUACCUUUCCCUGGGCAGUUUAUUCUUUAACUUGAGGGUGGCUGAGCAGACAUGGGUUCACACUUCCACAUUCCCCAGCCAAUUCAGCCUGUUGCCCAGUAGUGUUGUCCAUGGCACACUCACUACCUGGGCUCACCUUUUCUGUUGCUGCCUAUAACUGGAAUUUACUGACUCCAGAAAAACAAUUAAAGGAACUUUUUUCCUUUUCACUUGC
Molecule: messenger RNA, 2003 nt
Organism: Jaculus jaculus (lesser Egyptian jerboa)
Lineage: Eukaryota; Metazoa; Chordata; Mammalia; Rodentia; Dipodidae
Gene: Amt
Product: aminomethyltransferase
Exons: 9
Coding region: 194-1405 (403 amino acids)
Biological process (GO): glycine catabolic process
Cellular component (GO): mitochondrion
Molecular function (GO): protein binding; aminomethyltransferase activity
Source: RefSeq, a predicted model, not a curated record